CGGAACCAAAUUAAACAUAUCCUUCUAUACUAAUUUUCUCACCCUACUACAUAUUCACCACUCAGAGGAAACUCCGACCGCUAAUUGGCUACAUGAUGAGCUGGCUGCUGGCCUGAUCUGAUCGUACAACCACGGGACAUACCAUCUUUUCCACUGUCAGAUCGUAUGAUCCCGUCCUUCCCCCUCAUCUCACACUCAUCUCAACAAGUAUACUAAACCACCAUCUUCCAUCACCAUCAUCAUCACAUCUCUAUCAUCUGUACAAGUACAAGAAAUACACCAUGACCCCCUCCACCAUAAUCAUCAUCGGCACCGGCCUCGCCGGCCUAACAACCACCACUCAACUCCUCACCCACCGAAUCCCCGUCCUCCUGCUCGAACGAUUCCCCAAACCCGGCGGAAACAGCAUCAAAGCCUCCAGUGGCAUCAGCGGUGCUCCGACGCGGUUUCAACCCCUCCCUAACCUUGACAGUAUUGCUAGUUUUCAGGCCGAUACGGUUAGUUCGGCUGGUGGGCCAUAUGUUUCGGCUACGGGGGCGGAGAAGGCUCGGCGGGAGAAGUUGGUUCAGACGCUUGUGGAACGGUCCGCGGAAGGGAUUUAUUGGCUUACGGAUGAGAUGGGGGUUGACUUGAGUCGGGUGACGAGGUUGGGGGGACAUAGUGUUGCGAGGACGCAUCGGGGAGCUGGGAAGAAGACGCCCGGGUUUGAUAUUGUGAGUACGUUGUUGGGGAAGGUGGGUGGGGAUGAAUUGGUGAAGAUGGAGACGGGGAGGAGAGUUACGAGGAUUUUAAGGGAUGAGGGUGGGGGGAAAGUGACGGGGGUGGAGUAUACGGUUGCCAAGGAGGGGAAUGAGACGGUACUGGAGAGGGCGUAUGGGCCGGUGGUGGUUGCGAGUGGAGGGUUUGCGGGUGAUGCGCGCGGAUUGUUGGCGCAGUAUCGCCCGGAUCUGGCGGGAAUUCCGUCGACAAAUGAGGAGCGUGAAGGGACACAACCUCUCCUGCAGGAGAUUGGGGCCGCGGUGGUGGAUAUGGAGCAGGUGCAGGUACAUCCGACGGGGUUUCUGGAAGGUGGGGAUGGGGAGGCGAUGGUGAAGAUCUUGGCGGCGGAGGCGCUGCGGGGAGAGGGGGGUGUUCUGGUCCUGGGUGAUGGGAGACGGUUCGUCAAUGAGUUGGAGACGAGGGAGAAGGUGACGGGGGAGGUGAUGGAACAGGCGGAGAGGUUGCCCACCAAGGCGAGGCAGUGGGAUGUGAAGCUGGUGCUGGAUGAGGGGGCCGCCGCCGCGUUGGAGUCGCAUCUGGGCUUUUAUAUGUGGAAGGGGCUGAUCCGCAAGACGACGGUGGGUGAGCUCGGGGAGGAGAUGCCGGCGCUGGAGGGGACGCUGCGGGAGUAUGUCGAUGUGGUGUCGGGGAAGAAAAAGGAUGAAUUUGGACGGGAGUCGUUUGGAAACUGGACGCUGACAGAGGUGAAGCCGGAGUCAGUGGUAUAUGUGGGCAAGGUGACGCCGGUCGUGCACUUCACCAUGGGAGGCGUGGUGAUAAACGAGCGCAGCCAGGUGCUCGAUGGCCAGGGCCAGCCCAUUCCAGGCCUCUGGGCAGCAGGUGAGAUCACCGGAGGACUCCAUGGCCAGAAUAGGUUGGGAGGAUCGUCACUCCUGGAAUGUGUCGUCUUCGGUCGCAUUGCCGGAGAUGAAGCCGCCACGUUCUAUCAGGGCCUGGAGGCAUGCUCUUGACGAUGAUUCCCGGUGGGUCAGUCCAGUGGUCCGCAGAUCAGUGUUGCUUGUCGUUUUUAAUAUGUAAUAAGCUACCGGUGCAGUGGCCUGAUCAAUAUCUAUUAUGUUAGUAAUGCGAACCUGCUAUAGUAAACACUGUCAUCAUGAAGUGUAGUGUGUCAUCCC
Aspergillus sclerotioniger CBS 115572 is the source of this 1895-nucleotide messenger RNA. RefSeq names its product putative FAD dependent oxidoreductase (gene frdA). The transcript has a single exon. The coding region runs from base 282 to 1730 and encodes 482 amino acids. The record is from RefSeq and is a predicted model, not a curated record. Gene Ontology annotation, molecular function: oxidoreductase activity; FMN binding. Lineage: Eukaryota; Fungi; Ascomycota; Eurotiomycetes; Eurotiales; Aspergillaceae.